Molecule: messenger RNA, 2319 nt
Organism: Lithohypha guttulata
Lineage: Eukaryota; Fungi; Ascomycota; Eurotiomycetes; Chaetothyriales; Trichomeriaceae
Gene: irc3
Product: putative ATP-dependent helicase IRC3
Exons: 3
Coding region: 1-2319 (772 amino acids)
Molecular function (GO): DNA binding; hydrolase activity; ATP binding
Source: RefSeq, a predicted model, not a curated record
AUGAAGCAUGCUGGCUUCGAGGAGAUGGCUAAGAUUCUGGCGACGGUCGUGGCUGACACACCUGCCGUUGCAUAUGAAGAGAAACUACGAUUAAGAGAAUAUCAGGAAGAAUGCAUCCAGUCUGUUCUCUCAUACCUCAAGAAUGGCCACAAGCGGUUGGGAGUUUCCCUAGCGACGGGUAGUGGAAAGACAGUCAUCUUCACUCAGCUCAUCAAUCGACUCGAGCCUACGAACACGAAAGCGACGCGGACCCUGAUCCUCGCCCAUCGUCGCGAGCUCGUGGAGCAAGCCGCCAAACAUUGCAGAAGGCAAUACCCAGACAAGAGCAUCGAGAUCGAGAUGGGUGAUCAGCAUGCGACUGGGACAGCAGACAUUACAGUUGCAUCCGUGCGCAGUCUUCAGCUUGGCCGCUUAGAGAAUUACGAUCCGGACAGCUUUAAACUUGUUCUCGUGGACGAGGCUCAUCAUAUUGUCGCUUCAGGAUAUCUUGAGGUGUUGGAGCAUUUCGGACUCGAGAAAACUCCUGCACCCACGGAGCAGGUACCUGCUCUCGUGGGUGUGAGCGCAACCUUCUCCCGUUUUGACGGUCUGCGCUUGGGCUCAGCAAUUGAUCAUAUCGUCUAUCAUAAGGAUUAUGUCGACAUGAUUGGUGAGAAGUGGCUAUGUGACGUAAAAUUUACUACUGUGAAAUCUGGUGCAAACUUGUCCCGUGUCAGGUCUAACAAAGAUGGCGACUUUGCAGUGGCUCAGCUCAGCGCGGCCGUGAACAGCAAUGAGAUUAACGAAAUUACAGUCAAAUCUUGGAUGAGCGAGGCGGGAGACCGAAAAUCCACGCUGGUAUUCUGUGUUGACCUGGAUCACGUCGCAGCCCUUACAGACACAUUUCGUACGUAUGGCGUUGAUGCACAGUUUAUUACCGGGAGUACCAAGAAAAACAUUCGAGGUGAGAGACUGGAUGCCUUCAAGAGUGGCAAAUUUCCAGUUCUUCUCAAUUGUGGCGUGUUUACUGAGGGUACAGAUAUACCCGGCAUCGACUGUAUCUUGCUCUGUCGUCCUACGAAGUCACGCAAUCUUCUGGUUCAGAUGAUUGGUCGAGGCAUGCGCUUGCAUCCGAACAAGGCGGACUGCCAUGUUAUAGACAUGGUGGCAUCGCUCGAAACUGGGAUAGUGACUGUGCCUACUCUCUUCGGGCUUGAUCCUGGUGAAGUUGUCAAGAACGCAUCAUCUUCCGACCUCGAGAAGCUCAAGGAACAGAGGGUCAAUACUCAAGAAAAGGCGGCGAACGCAAGCUCAAUGUUUGGAAGUCAAGAUGCUUCUGCUUUCCCCAAUCGGAACCUUACCUUCACUCAUUAUGAUUCAGUCCACGAUCUGCUAGAGGACACUUCCGGAGAGCGACACGUUCGCGCCAUGUCACCGAAUGCCUGGGUUCAGGUUGAUUCGGACAAGUAUAUCCUUUCACCCAGGAGCGGCAUCCUUACCCUCGAACGUCGCCGCCUCACACCAGCUGAGAUUGCCAAAGCGAAUAAAGCUAGCAAGAAAAGCAACAUAGUCGUGGACGGCAACGAGACACCACUCUAUCAUGUCAUCUACAAGUAUCCUCUUCCACUUUCCGAAAACUCCAAAGCACCCUACUCUAAGCCACGUACUAUUGCCACAGCAAGUACACUGACAUCGGCACUCAAUGCAGCAGAUACAUUCGCGGCGACAAAGUUCGAGCGGCUCUUUAUCGCUAAGUCCUCUUCCUGGAGGAGCUCGCCAGCAAGUGAGGGUCAACUUGACUUUAUCAAUAAACUGCGUUACGUCACGGAGGACGAGCCGCUUACUAGUGAGGACCUCACCAAAGGACAGGCUGGCGAUAUGAUCACAAAGAUCAAGUUCGGUGUGCGUGGAAGAUUCGACAAGCUGAUCGUCAAGAAGAGGAAAGAGGAGAAGGAGUUGAACAAAGCGAGGAGUCUUAGGGAUAAGGAACAAUGGCUUGUCUUUGAGAAGUACUUCGAAGAACCUUGGACCGUCACAGAGUAUCCUGAUCUUUGUUUCUCGUUUACACGUGAGGCUUACGCCACUGACCAUGGCCGGCUUCUCGACUAUUUCAACCUUCGCGAACUGAUGCUCGUCAGCCACCAUGUGCGCAAUAAAGUGAAAAAGGUCAUGAGCAUGCAGGGCAGUGGCACUUACGCCCUGUAUCCUCUCACAGCAAGCCCCAUACCGUGCGCUUCCUCGGCAUGCUUCGACUGUGCUAUAAAAACCUACAACACCUCCAAAUGUCCGACACAGGACAAGGUUCUGUCUCUCAGAAAACGUUUUACAAACCUCAAAUGA